Rhizophagus irregularis DAOM 181602=DAOM 197198 is the source of this 681-nucleotide messenger RNA. RefSeq lists its product as uncharacterized. The record is from RefSeq and is a predicted model, not a curated record. NCBI's taxonomy places the organism in Eukaryota, Fungi, Glomeromycota, Glomeromycetes, Glomerales, Glomeraceae.
AUGAGUACUGCAAGAGAAAUUGUUCGAGAAAUACAUGCAUAUUUACAGAAUAUUAAAGCAGAAAAAAAGAAUCAUGAGAAUUUACAAAAAGAAAUUGAGAGAGAUAGAAAAAAUUUAGAAAAAGCUCGAGAAGCAGUAGAAGAAUUACCAAAGAAAGUUGAUAGAGAAAUUAAAAGGAAUAAAGAAAGAGAAAAAAGAAUUGAAGGAUUAGAAAGAAAUAUUUGUCAUUUUUUAGGGAGUCUCGAAAGUAUAAAGGAGGAAGAAUUGAAGAAAUCUUUGAGCCCGAAUCCAUUGAUCAACUUAGAAACUUGUGCAGAAAUGUUGAAGAAGUUAUUAGAAAACCCAGAUAUAAAGAAAAUAAAAAGAGAAGGAAUUGAUUUAAAUAAAAUAAUAUUAUAGAUCAAAAAUUUAGACAAAAAGGAAAUUUAUUACCGACCUAUUUUUUUUAAAGAUACAAAAUAGGACUUUUAAAACUCAUAAUGCAAUUGCUAGGAAAGCAUCCACGAUAAAUUAUAGUAGUAUUGCAGUAAUGAAUGUUCAAAUUAAUUCGCUUAUAAUAAAUCUUAACCAGAGGAAUAAUAAUGAGUUCUAUGGCAUGGUAUAUGGAAUUGUUGCAGAGAUUGUUUCAAUCAAUUUGAUUAAACCUGAUCUUUACUUUAUCUAUAACAAAAGUAAAUGGAG